This is a messenger RNA of Sodiomyces alkalinus F11, 3294 nucleotides long. RefSeq lists its product as hypothetical. The record is from RefSeq and is a predicted model, not a curated record. NCBI's taxonomy places the organism in Eukaryota, Fungi, Ascomycota, Sordariomycetes, Glomerellales, Plectosphaerellaceae. The coding region runs from base 1 to 3270 and encodes 1089 amino acids. Gene Ontology annotation, molecular function: microtubule binding. The transcript is spliced from 5 exons.
AUGGGGUUGGACACAACUACCAGCCGCUAUCGCUCUCGCAUUCUUAGAGAAAUGAAUGCUAACCGCGAAAACCCUUUUAACUCUCCCCCUUCUUCCACUGGCUCCCAUGGCACCGUCAGCCCGACCAUGUCCUCUGUCAUUUCGGACCCCGACGGCGAGUCUACCCGCAGACUUAACGAGGAUAUUGCUCGCCUUACCGGCUCUAGAAAUGGGAAGCCCCAGGUGAACUGGGAAGCCGCGCAUAUAAAGUGGCCCGAGCAGACGAAGCAUUCCGAGGACCCUUGGCAGGACUCCAAGCGUACUCGCGCCGAGAUGCAACCUCGCGUCGAUAACGACUCGGAUAAUUCGUCCACUUUUUCCAAAUCACCUAUCCGCUUUGAUAUGCGGCGACCAGACAUGGCUCGCCUCACACAUCAACCACGCACCCGAAGCCCGCUUUCCCGGGCGCACAAACGAGUCGCGUCCGGCGCCGACCACCAGCAGCAGCAGCAGCCUCUUCCUCCGCAGUCCCCCUCCAAUGGCAAGGGCCCGCUUUCCAGGUCACAAACCUCUCCCUCCCUGGCAGCCCAUGCCGCCGAGACAGGGACGUCAAAUCAAGCAGGCGGAAAUAACAACGUGCCGUUCAAGCAUUCACCGGCCAACUUGAACACCAUCCGAAAAUCGUUCCCUUCCCCUGUAGCCACCGAUAGUCCCUUGCAUAACGGUGCGACGGUCCAGUCCUUCUUCAUGCCCGACAUCUCCCACCUCAAUGACUUGGUCUCCGGCACACUUCGCGUGGGUGGGUUGAAGGAUGGAGUCCCGGUGUUCGUCAAGAACGGCAGAGUACGAGAUCGUGCGGACAUCCGGGCACCCAACGACCAUGCCGAAGUCGAAGGACUCGCCAUUCCGGAAGACGAGGAGAACAUCUUCAUCUCGAUGGACAAGAUUCGGGAAGAGAUCGAGAAUCUUCAGCAACACGACGAUAUCAUGCAGAGACACGCCGAGAGCCUGCAGGGCGAAGUCGAUCGUCUUCAGAACGAGCUCAGCCGUUUCAAGUCCCGCAAGUCCAUCGAUAGCGCGCUGGGUUCGCGCACCGGCUCAGAGCCGGAGACGGCUGCCUACGAACAGCUAGUUACCGAGAAACUCGUGCUUGAAUCACAAGUCGCUUCAUUGCAAGCCCGUCUCGACCAAGCCUCGAGACGCAUUGGCGUUGACGAGGUCGAGAACAACACUCUGUCGUUGGAGCGCGACCGGGCUCUGAAGAAAUUACAAGACGCCUGCGAGAACAUUGGCGACCUCAUGGACAAGCUCGAUCUGAGAGAGAAGGAGCUGAACGACACGCAAAAGAAGCUAGAUGCCACGCUCCAAAUGCAGGGUAAUAACAAUACCCAGACGGCUUCCCGCUCGGAUGCCGGCACGUCGAGGCGGGAGCAUAACGCCCAGGACGGCCACGACGGCCAGGACGGCCACGAGGGUCUAGAGUCGGAAAACAAGUCCCUCCAAGUCGAGUCGCUGCGGGAGGACAACAACUCGUUGCGCCGCGAGCACGAAUCCCUGUUGAGCGAGAACAGGUCCCUCCGGUCCAGCGUCCGAGCCCUGAUGACCGAGACCGAGGAGCUUCGAAGGACGGUGGACGAUGGCCAGCGAGAGGUCGCUUCGGCUCGGGAGGAGAGCGAUGCGCUCCAUCAGGAACUGGAAGCCAUGGAGCAGGAGAGGGACUCGCUCAAGGAGGACAACGACAGUCUGGUGCGGCACAACGAGAAGUACUUUGGAGAGAACAAACUGCUCCGGCGCGAGAACGGCGGGUUUGAGCGCAGCAUCCACGACCUCCACGACGAGAACGAACGGCUGAAGGAAGAGGUCGAGUUUUUGAAGGAGCAGCUCGACCACUGCCGUCCGAUCGGGAAGGACCACGACUUUUCGGCGCGCCUGGGCCAGGACAACGACUACGACAACGACAACGACUACGACGAGGAGAAUAUGACGUCUGCCUUUUUCGUUCCCGACAUUACCAUCGACGAGAACUCGGCAGUCGUCGACCCGACCCUGGACAGCGUAAAGGGCCCUCCUGACAUGCCCACGCGCAGCCAGAGGCCGACCGAGAUUGCCGAUACAACCGCACUCACGGAAGGCAGCGUGGCAGGCCCCGAUGAUACCGCCGACCUGCACAAGCGGCCGUCGGCAGGCCGGGAGAAGGCUCUCGUCGAGGGCAGGGAUGAUACCGGCCACGUCCAACAAAAGGUGGCGUUUUCGCUCCCCGAUGUCACCCAGGACACAACUAGGGGGACGACGACGACCAACAACAACAUGGCAAACAAGGGCAGCAAGCGUCGGUCGGCCUCUCGCGCGGGGCACCGGAGCAAUACUACGGGGACCUCGAUUCCAGAGCUGGAAGCUUUCCACCUCCUUGACCAGGAUAAUAGCAUGGUCUUCUCUCCCGAUAUUACGCAGAACCUGUCCGUGGCAUUGGACACCCAGGCGAGGGGGGGCCAGACGGCGGCGGCAGCACCGUCUCACUCUCAGAGUCAGGGUCAGGGUCAGGGUCAGAGUCAGAGUCAGAGUCAGAAGACUGCCGGCAUCAAGUCGUCGAUGAAAUCCAAACAUCACAGGUCGGCAACCGUCGACGUGACGACAACACGGAGGCGGCAGGACGCCAACACGACGGCCACAAGCGUGAGGAGCGAAUGCCCGGCCCUGUCCCCCGACGCGAGGCGGGUACUAGACGGCCUGUGCGAGCACAACUGCAAUAACUGCGUGGUGUGCAGCCGCAUCUCGUCGCACCGGGGCACCGUGACGCUGAAGGAGGCCGCGGAGGGGAAGAAGCGGGUCAAGGUGCCCAAGCCGGUCCCGGCGUCGGAGCAGCAGCAGCAGCAGCAGCAGAAGGCCCUCCAGCACCAGCAGCAAAAGGGGCACCAGCGGUACACGGACGAGCCGACGAUGCGGCCGUGGCAGGCGCCCGGGACGGCGCUGGCGAUGGUGAUCAAGGGCCUCGAGGACGAGGCGGCGCACAUGAAGAUGGAGCUGGCGCGGCUGCAGGCGCGGUACGGCGAGCUCGACGCGUCGGUGGGGCGGCGGGAGCGGAAGGAGGUGGCGUCCCGGGUCAAGGAGGCGCUGAGGCGGCUCGAGGUCAAGAAUGACCAGAUCUACGCGCUGUACGACGUCCUGGAGGGGCAGAAGCAGGCGGGGCAGGCCAUGACGGAGGAGGAGCUUGAGGUGACUAUCUUUAGCAUCACGGGGUUGACGGUGAGGGAUAUUAGUCUGAACUUGGCGCGGGAGGGUGUUGCGGUCUGAGCGACGGGGUUUGGUAAGGGCAAC